Quercus lobata is the source of this 1466-nucleotide messenger RNA. Its product is annotated as KH domain-containing protein At1g09660/At1g09670-like. The transcript is spliced from 8 exons. Gene Ontology annotation, biological process: regulation of mRNA splicing, via spliceosome. Gene Ontology annotation, molecular function: mRNA binding. NCBI's taxonomy places the organism in Eukaryota, Viridiplantae, Streptophyta, Magnoliopsida, Fagales, Fagaceae. Gene Ontology annotation, cellular component: nucleus. Bases 170 to 1051 code for a protein of 293 amino acids. The record is from RefSeq and is a predicted model, not a curated record.
UAGGACUCCUCAUUUAGUAGGGCUUUUGUCUCCCCAGUUCUCUAUUCACUCCCACUAUCCCAAGAAGGGGCAGAAAGAACCAAGACUUUAAUCUCUCUGCCCCUCUCUCACCCACCUCUCUCUUCCUCUCCAUCUAUCUCUGCUUCACCAUCUAUAUAGUCUUUCUGUGAUGGGAGAGAGAAUCCCACCUGGGAGUUACUUCCAGUACCCUCCUCCUGGAGUACCUGCUUCUCCUAUUAGGUCUGCUUCUAUCCCUACAGAUCGAGAAAGAUACAUGGCUGAAUUGCUGGCAGAGAAGCAAAAGUUGGGACCAUUUAUGCAAGUUCUUCCCAUGUGCAGCAGGCUUUUAAAUCAAGAAAUAAGACGGGUUUCAGGCUUCAAUCAAAGUUUUGUGGAUCAUGAAAGACUUGAGCAUGAGAGCCCACUUAGGUCAUUCGGUCAACCCCCUAACGGUAGAGCAAUGGAUUUGGAGGGAUGGCCUGCGAUGCAAAUGGAGGAAAAUGGACAUAUUCAAAGAAUGACUCCAUUACAAACUCCUUCGAUGGGUUGGCCUGGGGUGCAAGGAAUUCCAACUACUCCUAUUGUAAAGAGAGUUAUUAGACUUGAUGUUCCUGUGGACAAAUAUCCAAGUUAUAAUUUUGUUGGCCGAAUUCUGGGACCACGUGGGAACUCACUGAAAAGGGUUGAAGCCAUGACAGAAUGUAGGGUGUACAUAAGAGGCCGUGGCUCUGUUAAGGAUGCUGUAAAGGAAGAGAAACUGAAAGAUAAACCUGGAUAUGAGCACCUUAAUGAGCCGCUGCAUGUGUUGGUGGAGGCUGAAUUUCCAGAGGAUAUUAUAAAUGCACGCUUGGAUUAUGCAAUGACAAUAUUAGAAAACCUUUUGAAGCCUGUGGAUGAAUCGUUGGAUCAUUAUAAGAAGCAACAACUAAGGGAACUGGCUAUGCUGAAUGGUACCCUAAGGGAAGAAAGCCCAAGCAUGAGCCCUAGUAUGAGCCCAAGCAUGUCGCCCUUCAACAGUACAGGGAUGAAAAGAGCAAAGACUGGAAGAUAACCUCUAAAAUGUUGACAAUGUGGCAUUGCUUAAUCUGCUGAAUUGCUAGCAAGCAAUUGUUGAUGACCUGAUGGCAUGUUUACAAGAACCUUGGGAUGCUGUGUUUACAACCGGUUACUUCUACACCUGAGGUAAUUUUGGGCUCGGAUUGUUUUGGCAUCACCGAUGGAUUAACCGCUUCAUUCAUUUUUGAGAUAUGCGCUCACAUCUAUUGUGACUUACUAUUCUUUCAUGUAUUAUUAAUUUUGAACAUUGAAGACUUUAUUUCAUUAGUUUAAUACCUUAAUAACCACCCCCCAUUCAAUUUAUCUGUAUUCUGCCAGCUGCUGGGUCAUAAAACUCAAAUGUACUUUGACAUUAUUAAAACAUCUAUUAUAUAACAUGCCUAUGCUGAUAUAUGCAUGCUUUUCUUGAA